AUGUUUAAAUUUCCUGAAGUUGAGUAUCCUAUAAGGUCUAGAUUAUUUUCUAACCAGAAUAAUGAUUUAAUGUUUAAUGAAACCCCUAAAUCUAAAUCUGAAUACGUAAAUAGACCCUCAAGCAAAACAUCUAAAAAGCGUAAAUAUGAACAUAAAAUGAAUAGUAAGAAUAGUAAAGUAACAGUCCCACCCCUUUUAGAGUCUACGCCUAAACCUUUAAAUGUUAAAGAUGAAUAUUUUUUUCCCUCUGUUGAUUAUCCUCUUGAUGCAACAGAUUUAUGGGCGCCUCAUUAUUGGAAUCACAUUCCAAGCAUUCAACCUGAGGUAAAAAGUAACGUAAAAGAAUCACACAUUAUUAAAGCAACUAAGGAAAUAGCAAAAAUUCCCAAAGGAACAAAAAGUAAUGCUGCUACAAAAACUAAUUUGGAUUCUGUUUUUGUAAAAACAAAUCGAAAUAAUGAAGAUACAAACAUAGAAUCUUACAAAAUUCUGGACGAUAGAAAAGACAUCAAGACUGGGAAAGAAAGCGUAAAAUAUGAGAAAAGUAUAACUAAGGUGACCCCAUCACAUAACAACUGUGAACCAAGUUCCAAAUUAGAAAAUGAAAAUAAAAAGGCGGGAUCGACAUCAAUUGGAAAUAUAUUUAAUACAACUACCGGUACGGUAAAACCAAAUCAAUGUAUAACUACCCCAUACCAGAAUUGCCAAACACUUACUACUGCACAGUCAACAAGUUCUUAUAUCUCCAGUAGUAUAGAAAAUGUUUUCAAUGAAUUGCCACUGACUGCACAAAUAACUCCUUCACCAAUAGUUGAAACGUCUUCUUAUUGUACUGAGCCUAUCAAAUCCUCAAUGAUGUCGCUUACAUAUACGCCUUUAACAACUGUACCCCCAGCUAACAAUGAGCAUUUCUGUGAUAUCAAAAACCAAUUGCUUUUCAAUUCUACGAACGCGGAAUUGGAAAACAACAGUUGUAAUAAUAGCGAAAGUGAGGAAAGUGUAAACGACGAUGCAGAGUCGGCAGAUGAAAUGGGAUAUACAAUUAUGUAUCCUGAGGCAUUGAACUCCCCCCUCACCACUUCUACAAGGUCACCAAUAGUUUCAAUAGAUGUCGACAAUACCUGGAUGUAUCCAGAAUUUGAUAAUCAUACAUUAAAUACGUAUUCCGAUGAAGUUGAACAAUAUUAUAUUUUAGUUUCAUGA
Molecule: messenger RNA, 1203 nt
Organism: Parnassius apollo (apollo)
Lineage: Eukaryota; Metazoa; Arthropoda; Insecta; Lepidoptera; Papilionidae
Source: the annotation of a GenBank genome assembly